Messenger RNA from Capsaspora owczarzaki ATCC 30864, 574 nucleotides. RefSeq lists its product as hypothetical. Gene Ontology annotation, biological process: mitotic sister chromatid cohesion. The transcript is spliced from 3 exons. The coding region runs from base 40 to 522 and encodes 160 amino acids. The record is from RefSeq and is a predicted model, not a curated record. Gene Ontology annotation, cellular component: Ctf18 RFC-like complex. NCBI's taxonomy places the organism in Eukaryota, Filasterea, Ministeriida, Capsasporidae.
CUCAAUUCGUUACACUUGUAAACUUGUAUCUGGCUUCGAAUGACAGUCAUUCCGGUCCGGUUGUCGCCGGAAGCGCGGUUGAAUGCACCGCAGAAUAUCAACUUUGACACGGAUUGGGUGAUUGUCGAGCUGCAGGGCGUCGUGUCCAGCAAGGCGCCCGAACUGGACGGUCUCACGGCGGGAAUGCUCGCGUUCGACGACAAGGGCAAUCCAAACCUCACCAUCGGGCAGCAGAUGCUGGUCGGGAAGGUCACUCCGUUGAAGACGCCGAUCGCAGUCAUGCGCCGCAAAACAAGCACCACGGACGCCGCUCAUUCGCAAACGAGUGACACGCCUCAGAAUAAUGACAACAAUGCCAUGCAAAUAGAGCCGCCAUCACACCCGCAGCCAAGUCCGCAGCACCCUGCAGCAUCCACAUCAACAGAAUACGAGAUUGCGGCGAUUGUACACCACAAACUCUUGUUCAAGACACGACCAAAGAAUCUACUCAGCGAAUCUUCACGCGAAAAGCUCACCUCUUAGGCUUUUUCUGCCACAAUUUUUCGUCGUUUCGUUUCGUUUCGUUUCGUUUCGU